This is a messenger RNA of Formica exsecta, 951 nucleotides long. RefSeq lists its product as uncharacterized. NCBI's taxonomy places the organism in Eukaryota, Metazoa, Arthropoda, Insecta, Hymenoptera, Formicidae. The transcript is spliced from 3 exons. The record is from RefSeq and is a predicted model, not a curated record. The coding region runs from base 15 to 596 and encodes 193 amino acids.
AAAAUAAACAGAGAAUGCCAGCGGAAUCAUCGAUCUAUUGGAGUUCGGUCGACUCCCGAAAAUCGACCUCCGGCAGUUCCGGAAGCGACGCUGGCAGUCGUCAUUACGUGGACCCGUGGGACCUGGAAAAUUACGCUUACCUACGUCGUCAUAGCGUCGCCGACGUGCCGCGCCGAACGCGACGUCCUCCUACAAACGAGCGUUCUUCCCGCGAUACGCGAGCAUUCUCGGAAUACUGGUAUGCCUUACCCUCAUUGAGAGAAUCGGAAUACGAUGGUUCCCCAUACGCGCAGGAACUGUACCGUAGACCAAUUAAGCCAACAAACAAUGGCUUCUAUUAUCAGCAAGCUAUCUAUGAGGACGAGGGAAUGGAUUAUACUGCACCGUUUCCGGUUUACACGCCUGGAUUAUUCGAAAUUUCUAGAUAUCCCCCGCAAGAAGAAAGAUGCUUGCCAUAUGCAAUUCACACAGAUAAAGACAGAUAUAUAGCGGAAGCGAUCUGCCCACCUCAUAUUGGACAUUUAAACACAUACGGUCAUCUGAAGAUCGACUACACGAACAGCUGGAAUUCACUCAAUCGUCGAAUUAGAAAAUAAAAGAAUUGGCUUCUCUCGGAUCAGAAAUGGAUAUGAGAGAUGAAUUACUCGAUGAUGAGAUAUGUUACAUAAAUAAUAUUGUUAUAUAUGCUCAAUUAAAGCUUUUAAUUAAUUAAGGGUUUUUAAUCGAAAAAAACCUGUAAUUAAAUCGUUUUUAAUAUCGUUAUUAUUAUUUAUUAGUCGAUAGUUCACAAACAUUUGUUUUGCUUUCGUAUGUGUGUUACAGUAUUAGAUAUAUUUAAAAAAUUAUAUUACGUUAAUUUAUUUUAUUAAUUUGUAAUUGUAUUAACUUUCUUCGUUCAAAACAUUACGUAAGAAACGAAAUAUUAUUAAAUUAUUUGCGUUCAUAAACCAU